This is a messenger RNA of Triticum turgidum subsp. durum (durum wheat), 372 nucleotides long. The record is from the annotation of a GenBank genome assembly. Lineage: Eukaryota; Viridiplantae; Streptophyta; Magnoliopsida; Poales; Poaceae.
AUGAAUUUUCUCAUGUCACAGGAGGGCUCAGAAACUGAAGUUACUGGAGACAGUGCUGGAGCUGAUGGUCCGGUGCGCACCAAAGAAGCUUCUCCUGUCCUCUUCACAGCAUUGCAAUCAUUCAAAGAAGCUUUGAUUGAUGGCGACGGCACCAAAAUCGCGGAGAUGGAGGCCUUCUUACUUGAUGCUGAGCUCGGCUCUCUUCUGAACAGAAUCACUACUUUAGAUGUAGCAUUAGCAGCUGGGAGAGACCGUGUGUUGAGAAUAGGUGCUCGCCCUGAUAUCUGUAGGGAAGAGAUGGGGAGAGAGGGUUGGUGGCAGAUGUUCAAGGGGGUGUUGUGGAGAUUUUCUUUCCGGCUCUUUGCCAGUUGA